Molecule: messenger RNA, 435 nt
Organism: Iphiclides podalirius (scarce swallowtail)
Lineage: Eukaryota; Metazoa; Arthropoda; Insecta; Lepidoptera; Papilionidae
Source: the annotation of a GenBank genome assembly
AUGGAGCAGAUUAAACGGCACUACUGGGACCGGUUCCAUAAAGAAUAUUUAAGCGAGCUGCAGCAGCGGACUAAGUGGCGAGAGCAGAGGAAAACGCUCAAAUACGGCGAUCUUGUCGUCAUCAAGGACGACACUCUUCCCCCCGUGCGAUGGCGCUUGGGACGAGUUAAGAAACUGUAUGCAGGGGCUGACGGCAUCACGCGUGUAGCCGAUUUCACGACUGCGCGUGGCGUAAUCCAGAGGGCCUUAGGCUGGGUCUGCCUGCCCCAAGCUACCAAGCCAGAGGACGAGUCUCUAGGUAACCCAAGGCAGGGAGCAUGUUUACGCGCACGGCACGUGAUCUGCACCAACGGCGGCGGGGCGCGGGCUGCGGGGCGCGGGCGGUGCGGCAUCGGGAACGAGACUACCGACGACGGCAGAGUGACAGUACAUUUG